GCCGGGGACCAAUCAGGGACGGCGAUUUCAAACUUGUGUCUGCCUUUGUCAUAACGAACGACGAGGACCAAUGUUUCGGCCAGCGGAGUGCCGUGUGCGUGUUUAUUUCCCUAAGUUAAGUGGCACAUCCUCACCCCUACACCUGGAAUCAAUGAGGAACACGUAGAGAUAAAGAGUAAAUCUUCCUGUUCACCUCACAUCAUCAGUACAUCAUCAUCACCACCCAUCUCACCACCACUACCACCACUACCACUACCCUCACCACCCCACUGCCACCACCACCCCCACCACCGCCAUGGAUCUCUACCUGCCCAGCACGGAGCCCGGCCUCACCCUCCAGGAGAUGAUUGACUGCGACAUCAAGUGUGGCAUGGAGUUCAGCGAGGGUCUGGACUCCAUGAUCACCACCUCCGAUCUCAACUCCCUUGACCUCUCCGGCAUGUCGUCACUCGAGGCAGAGCUCGACCUCAAGUCCUUUGAACCACUCUUUGACCCCCUGGAGAAGCUGGAGGACAUGGACGUUGCCGAGGACCACACCGCCGAGGAGCUGAACGUGGUCAACUCCUGGAUGAACAUGUCCUCCAUGAGCAACUAUAGUCUAGACCUAGAGAAUAGCGUCAUGGUGAACCCGUCGGCUGUGCUGCCCAACACCCUCCCCUCUCAAAGUACAAGGCGCACAGAGCCAUCAACGCCCCUCAGUACAUCAGUCUCAAGUACAAGCACCGCCACCACCACAACCCUCUACAUCAAGGCUGAGCCCAAGGACGCCAGCAGCACCACCACUUCUGUCCAGACCCCUCAGUCCCAGGCCGGGAGUGGACCCAUAACAACCCAGGUUACUGUAGUGCGGCCUCAAACCGCCUCUGGCCAGAGUGUGCGCCAGCAAAGUUCCUUGGUGUCCGUUCAGUCCAGCCAGUCCCCCUCCCAGCCUUCUGUGGUGACCAGACCCACCCUGGCCACCUCCCAGAUGGUAGUACAAACAACGCAGCGCACGCCUCAGCAGCUAACCUUCGCCUCCACCGCCACUACCACAACACCCACCACGACACCCAUCAUCACCGCACGCACCACCACCUCCCAAACUAUUUUAAGCAAUAGAUACAAGAGCACAGGCAAGCCAAGGAAGGAAGUUCAGCCCGAGGAGAGAAUGUUCCCCAAGCCUGCCUAUUCCUACUCCUGCCUCAUUGCUCUUGCCCUGAAGAACAGCACCACUGGCAGCUUGCCUGUCUCUGAAAUAUACAGUUUUAUGUGUGAGCACUUCCCAUACUUUCGGACUGCCCCUAAUGGAUGGAAGAACUCUGUCCGCCACAAUUUAAGCUUAAACAAGUGCUUUGAAAAGAUUGAAAAGCCUGUUGUGGCAGGAAGCAACCAGCGUAAGGGAUGUUUGUGGGCACUGAACCCAGCCAAGGCACACAAGAUGGAUGAAGAGGUGCAGAAGUGGAGUAAAAAGGACCUGCAGGGGAUCAAGGAUGCAAUGCAGUAUCCUGAAGUGCUGGAAGCCUUAGAGCGAGGAGAAAUGAAGUUUGAGUCCAAUGGGUGUGUGUUGUCGUGCAGCGAAGACGAGGACGAGGAUGAAGAGGUGGACCCCCUGAGUAUUGAUGCGCCAGCAACUACCACCGUGGGCACAGUCAAGAUUCUGAACCCCCUCACCUCCCCAACCAUCGUCACCUCCAGCCAGCGGGGAACCUCCACAGUGGUGUCAAGCCAGCAGCACCAACAACAUAUCAGACAAACGGUGCAGAACGGCCGCACCACCCUGGCCUCCCCCCACCCCACCACCCGCACCACCUACACCACCCAUACCCUCAAGCGCAACACAAGCCCCCUCUCCAGCGAACCAGAGUUCAUUCUUCCAGACAUUCUUCCAGACUCGAGCAUGACAGAAAUCAGUCUGCAGUCCAAUGGUGCUCUGGUGGAUGAUCUCGGCAAUGAAAUCAAGACCGAGGGGGAAGCCACCAUCCAGGGCAGCCAGUCCUCCCGCGGCCUGGUGGUGCGCAAGCUGCCAGGCGUCACUCCUCUCAGGUCAGCCACUGUGCGUGCCAACUACAUGUACACACCCACGAUCUCAUCCCCUCACCAGCAGCACACCCUCAACAGACUUGUGCUGACCAACGGUAAGCUGUCAUAGUGAGGUUGAUGCUGUCCCCUGUCUCUCCCUCCCUUCCGUGUGGAACAGAGUCCGUGUGCAUCCCUGCAAGGAGCAAAUGUGUGCUCGGGUGUCCUUUGUGUGUGUGGUGGCCGGGUCUGGCGUGAGUAGUGUGCGUCACGUUGCUGUAGUGUGUGUAGCUGGUUGCCAACGUUCAGGAAGUACAAUAAUUCUGGUGGAGAUGAACAUGUCUGUCUGUCCUGAAGUUAGGAUUAGCCGGUGCUGAAUGGUUGCUUCCCUGGCAAUAGGAUUGUCCGGAAGAGAAAAUGCCAUUAUGCAUAAAAUCUUCCAAUUAUGGUUUUGUCAUGCCUUAUGAAAAUGGUCAUAUUUGUUUCAUGUAUCUGAGUGGUCCUAUCUAUUUAGGCAGCAUUCCACUGGCCUAAGUAUUCAGAUGUAAAUUUGAAGGUUAUCAAGGCAGUAAAGAUUCUCUCAAGGGUGGUGCUCCACUAGGCAGUUUUCUCUAGAAUGUUUGAGUUUUACAGAAAAGUAUUAAAAUACUCUACCUUCAUUCAUUUCUUCCUUAUAGUGCAAAUCCCAACCUAGUAUUCCAAAAUAUUUGUACCUUUAUCUAAUUAACUGUAUAUAAAUUGUGAUAACUAAUAAUCAUAGGUUGUUAAGUAGAAGGUGUUUAAUGUGCCCUUUACUGUGGCAUGUAAGAAGGUGCAAAACAUUAUGGCAAGCCUCAGCUGAUGAAUGUGGUGUUGUAACUUUGUGCAACUGAAACAUUGUCUGAGUCCUGUGAUAAUCCUUUUACUGAGACCGGGGUAACUUAUGUACCUGAGAGAGUGUAAUAGUACGAUAGCAGGAGCUCAUGUAUUCUGAUUAUUUCUCCCAUUCAUUAUCUUCCUUCCUCAAACCAUAUGGAUUUAUAUAUAUACUUUUAAUUUUUUUCAGUGAAUCAAGCUUGAUUAUGCAGUGGUUGAAUUUGGUUAGUAUUUAUGAUGGAGGACUUUUUAUGACUCGCACAGUCUUGUGAUAUUAUUUGGUCACUUUUUGUUUGUUAGAGGAAGUAGGACCAGCAAGGUCUGUACGUGUGCAGCAUAGACUUUUGUAUUUAAUAUUUAUGGAUCCAGAAUUCUGUUUUGAGUUUGCAAAUGGUUAGGAUGAGGUGUUACUCUUGUGCUAUUACAAUUCAAGAUGUACAACUCACGUGUGUUUUGUGGGAGUACAGUGCAGUUUGCAGUCUCUCUCUGAUGUAAAUGUCCUAUGUAAUAUGUAUAUUUAGUGAUGAAGGAAUCAGUGGAUUCAUCUUAUUGCUCUCAUGCAAGAUCAGAGAUACAACUUGGGCAGUUUCUAUGCUCUGGCAAGCCCUUACUCUUUCUAUAUCAAUUGAAAGUUUCAUCUUAAAAUUUAGGCUAUUUUCACCAGUUGAAUUUCCUACUGUUUUACUUAUCAAAGUAAUGAAUGAGACUACUUCCUGUAAAUUAAUCUUGUACAAGGUCUCCUCAGGAGGUGGCCUGAAACAAGAUGUUUAAGCUACAAGUUCAAGUUUUACUACAAGGCAGUCUAUUUUUGCUAAAAUGGGUCACUAAUGCUAUGUCAACCUGUUUCCACAAUUAUCCAGGUGAGAAAUUACUUUCAACCUCUUUGUCUAGUCUUCUGACAGCCAAGGUGAGGAACAGUUGUUCAGGUGUCAGGUUUCCAGGAGUUGUAGAUGUUUUAACUUUAGAAUUUGUUUGUGUGGCUUUAGCCAUUCUGUAUUGUGUAAUUACAAGUUAAGAGGGCCAGGAGUAAGGAAAACGGGAAUCCCAUCAUUAGUGGCAUGAGUAAUGGUCUGGUUGGGCCCUGUUUAUUUACUUGUUAGCCUUGUUUGUGUGCUGAGAGUGACUGUGGAUCCCCACAAACAUGUAAUUGUUCCUUUGUUGUGGCUUGCAAGCUUGUGAAUGAGAAUCACCCUAAUCUUUUGUUACUUCACAAAGUUUUGUUUCACAAUAUAACACAUGGAUUUUUAUUUAAGGCUAAAAUAUCAUUUCUUUUAAUCUCAUGAUUUUAAGAUAAUCAUAGGAAUGAGGUAAUGAUGGACUUCGGUUGGUAAUACACAAAAAAUAUUUAUGAAAUUAUGCAGCUAUAUAAACUGAAUUAGAAUACAAAAUCAUUAUAGUAUACUUUUCAUUAAAUUCCAAAUUGCAGUGUAUAAUUGCUCUUGCAAGAUUUUAAAAAUUGUUUAUCAGCUUUGCUGAAUGUAGCACUGCUGAGAUUCAGGCGCCAACAUUCCAUGGCAGUGAGGGACUCCCCUCGCUGCCAGAGCCAGCAUGCUCCAAGCACUCACUGGGAGGGGCCAGAGUAUGGGGUUCACCUGGAGCCGUCACCUGUGGUGUGCAUGGCAUCGUUCGUCAUGUGGUAUUUGCUCCACCUGUCAGGCCCAGUGAAUGACCUUCAUGACAGAAAAUAAAGGUUUUAUCAUUUUACUGACGGAGAACAGAGUUACUUUCAAGUGCUCAGACUUUGAGUACUUCACUGCCAUUUUUAUUAAUUUUGGGUCCAUGUUUUUGUUCAUUUUCAUUUAAAAUCACUGGUCAUUCAGUUCUGUUCGUCUUUCUUACAUAGGCUACACAAGUACAAAAAAGUUCCAAUGGGUUUUAAAUGAAGAAAUUCUUCACAAGCAAAGAACCCACUGCUUACCCUCUUGCCUCCCAGCUGUGUGCUUUCAUCUGCACAGGAAGGUUUCUUGAGUGCUUGAAACAUAAUGGCCAAGGAGACUGGCCUGCACAAUCAUGUAUAAGGGAAAUGUAAAACCUCUCGUUACUUUUCCACCAAAGACAUGCUUCAUCAUGUCUCCCCACCCCAUGUAAUGGUAAGCUGGGGAUAGGAUGGUAAUGCAUUGAACAUUUUAUGUACAAACUUUUGUCACUCUGUUGGUUGUUAGAAUGUGUGUGGGUCAAUGAGUGUGGGUGUUCACUAUGCAGGUGUUGGCAGUUGAGCCUGUCAUUCACACCACUGUGAUGUGCUGCCAACACUUGUCACCAAGACGGUGGUUCAGGAUCCACAGGAUGUUGGGGAAGAGGAUGUUGCUGUCCAUAAAUCUUGUCACUUCUCACCUAACUGUGGCACACAGGCUCUUCCCAAUAUAGUUCUCUGUUCUUUUAUACAGCAAUCCUUCUUUAGGGAAAUUAAGGGGACACUACUCUUCAGAACAGGAAUUCACACCAUCUCACUCAUACAGUUGAGAAUCUAGGUUUUUGGAUUAUGAUCAUUUCCACCCGCACCCACCUCAAUAUAAGAGAAAGCCCACACCCUUGACUGUUCUCUGGGGUAUUAAGUUAUUCAGAGGUCAAAUUAGUUUCGGUGAUGGCCUGUAGUCCUCCCUCAGGCCGUAGCCCAUGAAUUGUUCCUUCUUCCACUAAUGGUUUGAUACUUCUUUCAUUUCCUUCCCCCAUUAGGAGCUUAUAAUGAGAUCUGGUGCAAGUGUCCACUCCAGCACGCAGUCUCUCCAUAAAGUGCUAGUCGUUCAUUGUUUUGACUAAUUCUUGUAUGUGCAACAUGUAAAUCAUAAGAAUUAGGAAUCAGAUCUCCAUUAGAUCAUAAAUGUUGAAUAAAAAAAUGUAAUCUGAGUAGAAGUAAUCAUUAUAGAUGCUAUUAACAUGAAAUCUUCCUAAUUAUAAGCAAAGCAAAUUUAGCUUUUUUAUACUUUUGUAUGUUGCCUUUUGUACAUAAUACUUCCAUUCUUUUAAUUUCUGCUACAAAAGUGCUCCUACACCACGAGCGCCAAGUAACCCAGCAGAAACACUGGCCCAGAAUGAUCUUGGCUGUAAAUAUUGUAUUAUUCAUAGAUUUUUGUAUGAAAUGUAAUUAAAAUAAAAAAAGCUC
Eriocheir sinensis (Chinese mitten crab) is the source of this 5953-nucleotide messenger RNA. RefSeq names its product forkhead box protein N4-like (gene jumu). Gene Ontology annotation, biological process: regulation of transcription by RNA polymerase II. The record is from RefSeq and is a predicted model, not a curated record. The coding region runs from base 296 to 2128 and encodes 610 amino acids. The transcript has 9 exons. Lineage: Eukaryota; Metazoa; Arthropoda; Malacostraca; Decapoda; Varunidae. Gene Ontology annotation, molecular function: DNA-binding transcription factor activity, RNA polymerase II-specific; transcription cis-regulatory region binding.